GUGACCGCCUGCCUUCAGCGCAAACGGUACCGGCAGUGGGGCAGUGGAGUCGUUGAGAAUGACUUGCUAGUGUGAAGAUUGUUCUUUUUCUACAAAACGCUUUUUACUCGUGUCUCAUUUUUGUGACGUUCCCUAUGUGACAUGUCCAAAUACCGUAUAUUGCAACCUUCGUAACUCAAUGAUAGUUGUGCGCGUCAGACUCAGAAGGACACGGGACACUUGCCUGACAUGACCUGCAGGGGCUGCAGAAGGUGUCAGUCCUAAAUACCUUGUGUGUGUGAGUGAGUGCUCGAGGAGUUGAUUGGUGAGGAACCCCCGGCAGCAGCAUCCGGCCAUGCCCUUGGCAGACUUCCUGGGGGCUCUCAAAGACAACCCGUACUUUGGGGCGGGCUUUGGCCUGGUUGGGGUGGGCACCGCGUUGGCCUUGGCCAGGAAAGGCGCUCAGGUGGGCAUGGUUUUCUUUCGCCGCCACUACAUGAUAACCCUGGAGGUGCCUAGUCGAGACAAGAGCUACCACUGGCUGCUGAGCUGGAUCACGAAGCACGCCAAGCACACGCAGCACCUGAGCGUGGAGACGUCGUACCUGCAGCACGAGAGCGGCCGCGUCAACACGCAGUUUGACUUCCACCCCAGCCCCGGGAACCACAUUAUCUGGUACAAGCGUAAGUGGAUCCGAGUGGAGAGGACCCGCGAGAAGCAGAUGGUGGACCUCCACACCGGCACUCCCUGGGAGUCGGUCACCUUCACCGCCCUAGGAAGGGACCGCGACGUCUUCUUCAGCAUCCUGCGGGAAGCAAGGGAGCUGGCGUUAAAGCAGGAGGAGGGCCGCACCGUCAUGUACACGGCUAUGGGUGCGGAGUGGAGGCCCUUCGGGUUCCCCCGGCGCCGCCGGCCGCUCCGAUCCGUCGUGCUGGAGCACGGCAUCGCCGAGAGGAUCGUGGACGACGUCAAGGAAUUUAUCGCCAACCCCAAGUGGUACAUAGAGCGAGGGAUUCCUUACCGGAGGGGCUACCUACUCUACGGACCCCCUGGAUGUGGCAAGAGCAGCUUCAUAACGGCUUUGGCGGGAGAGCUGGGCUACAGCAUCUGCCUGAUGAGCCUGAGCGACCGCAGCCUGUCUGACGACCGGCUCAACCACUUGCUGAGCGUGGCCCCGCAGCAGAGCAUUAUCUUGCUGGAGGAUGUGGACGCUGCUUUCAUCAGCCGCGAGCUGUUGCCCACAGAGAACCCCCUGGCUUAUCAGGGCAUGGGCAGACUCACCUUUAGUGGGCUCCUCAACGCCUUGGAUGGUGUGGCCUCCUCAGAAGCCCGAAUUGUUUUUAUGACGACCAACUUCAUCGACAGGUUGGACCCGGCGCUAAUCCGGCCUGGACGGGUUGACCUGAAGCAGUACGUGGGCUACUGCUCUCGCUGGCAGCUGGCCCAGAUGUAUGGGCGGUUUUACCCUGGUGAGCCUGCAGCAGAGGGGGAGCGGUUUGCUGAGCGUGCACUAGCAGUACAGCCUGAGCUCAGUGCUGCCCAGGUACAGGGACACUUCAUGCUUUACAAGAUGGAUCCAGCAGGGUCCAUAGAGAACGUGGAGAAGAUCGAGCACUGAGAACUUCUGAGGUGUUCCAGGAAGGUGACCACGAUGACGCUGACUGUGAUGGAAGCCCACUGGGGCUGGAGGACACUGCGUUUAACUGGCGAAUAAAUUGCUCCCAGCUCUGGACUUCGCAGCUCUGGUUGAUCCACACAGAUGCUGAAACACGAUGAAAUUAUGUGGAAAAUGCGCAAGAUAAUUUUACCAACUAUCACUGCUGUAACCAACUGUUUUCACUGUGUACAUUUCUUCUGUGGCCAGUAUUUUAAAAUAGAUUUAUAUUUCAUUCCUUUUAAUCCACGUUCUUCCUUAUUUGACGUACCUGUAUGGUUUCCCAUUGCUGAACAGACACCACGAUGUCCGUUGCGAGUCCUGCGAGUUGCUUUUAAUCUCUUGCAACAGAAAAAAAUCCACAACAUGCACGCUAUUUCUGCUGUGCAGCCCUUGACUCAUUUUCAUGUUCAUCCUGAUAAUGAAGUCAUCCUCACUGAGCACAGAUAUAAAAGUCAAAACAUGAACAACAUGCACAGCGCAACCAAAGGUAAUCGUUCAGAGAUGGUAUUUACCCAAAGGUGUUAUAGUCAUUAAGUGACGGUCAAUACGAAAUGAAUAUACAGUGGGCCGUAUGCAUUUUGUGUGUGUUCUGCGUUUUCUGUGAGUGUAGUGCAGUGAGGGGCCAGCGACUGUUUGAAUUGCCCUCGUCCUUUCAGGCUCCGUAUCGGACUGCAGCGCCCGCAGACCUUCAGCACCUAUCACCGAGUAGCCGCCACUUCCUACAAGAGCAAGUGUCACUUGACUGUUGCUAUCGUGACCAUCAGCAUUAGCUAGCGUGCGUGACCUCAACUGCGCUCUGCAUCCAGUCUCUUAUUGGCC
Scleropages formosus (Asian bonytongue) is the source of this 2455-nucleotide messenger RNA. RefSeq names its product BC1 (ubiquinol-cytochrome c reductase) synthesis-like (gene bcs1l). Bases 335 to 1597 code for a protein of 420 amino acids. The transcript is spliced from 8 exons. The record is from RefSeq and is a predicted model, not a curated record. Gene Ontology annotation, molecular function: ATP binding; ATP hydrolysis activity. NCBI's taxonomy places the organism in Eukaryota, Metazoa, Chordata, Actinopteri, Osteoglossiformes, Osteoglossidae.